Molecule: messenger RNA, 2684 nt
Organism: Sphaerodactylus townsendi
Lineage: Eukaryota; Metazoa; Chordata; Lepidosauria; Squamata; Sphaerodactylidae
Gene: FIGNL1
Product: fidgetin like 1
Exons: 3
Coding region: 582-2600 (672 amino acids)
Molecular function (GO): ATP binding; microtubule severing ATPase activity; ATP hydrolysis activity
Source: RefSeq, a predicted model, not a curated record
GGGGUAGCUAUGAAGAGAAAGCGGCGCAAUUAGGGGCGCUGGGGGUAGGGGGCGGGACUUCCGCUUCCUCCUCGCUGUCUUUGAACUACUAUUUAUCCCAUUCAUACCCCGCCCUACACCGGAGUCCCCGGGCGCGGCCGACGCGGUGGGGUUCAAAGCCCCCUUCAGACACCCAAACGUUGUCUGCUCGUGUCCCCACCCGCCAUUGGGGAGCCACUUCCGCUUUGGCCUUGCGCGGGGGAUCGCUGAAACGAGGGGCAACUGCGGAAUAAUAACACGUGUUCGUUUUUCCAGGCGCGCCGGGCCCGUGGGAAGCCAUUCGGAAGGGCGAGCAGCAAGAGGCGCGUCAGGCGCUGCUGGAGAAGGAGCGGCUUGGAUCGGGACCUUGGCGCUGAGCAAAGGGGGUGGCGGCAGCUGUGAUAACAGCAGCCUCAAGGUCUAUUGUGGCGGUAGAACAAGAUGUCAAACCUCAGAAAAGAUGAGCCCCUGCACUACUGUCAUUUGACUAGCCAUGUAAUUUUAAACAGGAGAGACACCAUUCUAAAUCAACUGAAGUCCAGUGUGUUCAGGAUUGCCCUACCAUGGAGACUCCUGGUCCCAGUGACAUAUACCUGACUGACUGGCAGAAGAAUUUCUUUGCUGUUACCUCUGGCACCUGUACACCAGGACAGAAGGCAGAUGCAUAUCGUGCACAGAUUUUACGCAUUCAGUAUGCAUGGGCAAACUCUGAAAUCUCCCAGGUUUGUGCUGCCAGCCUGUUCAAAAAGUAUUCAGAAAAAUACUCUGCAAUUAUUGACUCUGACAACACAGAGACCGGCUUGAACAACUAUGCUGAAAACAUUUUGACUUUGGCACAAAGUCAGCAAAAUGACAGUGACAAAUGGCAGUCUGCUUUGACAACAAGCAAUGUGAUGGAAUUGGACUGUGUGCAAGAGAUGAUGCAGGCUGGCAGAAAGUUCCAGAGAUCUCUGGUGGCACAAGCAGUUAAAGAGGUCAAUGCCUCUGUUUCUUCAGGUCUUCCCAAACCUGCUCUCUGCUCUAGUGAUGGAGAAUUGGUUCUUGGAGCUGGGUCAUCAAGUUGCAUAAGUCAGGGGCCAGAUGGGGAUCCCACUUCUGGGAAAUGUCAUCAGAACGAUAUGUCUUCUUCAACCAAAGUAGCAGGUGCACAUUCUUUUUCAUCUGUGCCUGUAAGUGAAAUAUCUGAUAUAGGUUCUCGUGCAACCCCGUUAUUUGGAAAUGGCGAUUCUGCAUUUAAUAGUUCUCUGAGGUGUGCAAGUAUUUCUGGUUUGGGGCAGAAUUCCUCAUCUUCUGUUUUUCCAGCAGGGGUGAACAGUCUGGGAAAAAGAAAAACUUUUUUUGGAUUUAGUGAAGGAAGCAGUAAUGUAGCGUCAGUUAAUACAGAAGGAAAGGACUUUUCCAGUAGUGGAAGCAGAAAUAAUGAGAAUAGAGCAUCUGGUUUCAAAACUGCAAAGGAGCAACUCUGGAUGGAUCAGCAGAAAAAAUACCAAAAUCAAGGCCAGCGCACAACCCUCUCGUCUUACUGCGGUACAAAAAAGUCUCUGGGAGCUGGAAGGUCUCGGGGAGCAUUUGGAAAAUUUGUCCCUCCAGUGCCAAAACAAGAUGGACAUGAAAAUGUGGGAGUGCGGUGCAGACCUUCUGGUGCAGAGUCCACAGAGUUGGCUUGUCCUACAGAUGAACGGUUAAAGAACAUAGAACCAAAAAUGGUAGAGCUUAUCAUGCAUGAGAUUAUGGAUCGCGGGCCUGCCGUCAACUGGGACGAUAUCGCUGGAGUUGAGUUUGCAAAAGCAACUAUCCAGGAGAUAGUCGUGUGGCCUAUGUUGAGACCCGACAUUUUUGUUGGCUUACGGGGUCCACCCAAAGGGAUCCUUCUGUUUGGUCCCCCUGGAACAGGGAAGACCCUCAUUGGCAAAUGCAUUGCGUGUCAAUCUGGUGCCACAUUUUUUAGCAUCAGUGCCUCUUCACUGACUUCUAAGUGGGUUGGUGAAGGGGAAAAGAUGGUCCGGGCACUGUUUGCUGUGGCGCGAUGCCAUCAGCCAGCAGUCAUUUUUAUCGAUGAAAUUGAUUCUCUCUUGUCACAGCGUGGAGAUGGGGAACACGAAUCCUCUCGAAGAAUAAAAACUGAGUUCUUGGUUCAGCUAGAUGGAGCAACAACUUCUUCUGAAGACCGCAUAUUAGUUGUGGGAGCAACCAAUCGCCCACAAGAGAUUGACGAGGCUGCUAGGAGGAGGCUGGUGAAGAGACUGUACAUUCCACUUCCCGAAGCUUCCGCCAGAAAGCAGAUGGUGUCCCGUCUAAUGUCAAAGGAACACUGUUCUCUAGCUGACGAGGAAGUGGAGCUCAUUGUCAAAAAAUCGGAAGGGUUUUCUGGUGCUGAUAUGGCUCAGCUUUGUCGCGAGGCUUCUCUAGGUCCCAUUCGUAGCCUUCGGUCUAUUGAUAUUACAACUAUUACGCCAGAACAAGUACGACCGAUUGUUUUUCAAGAUUUUGAUAAUGCUCUAAAAACUGUGCGCCCUAGCGUUUCCUCCAAAGAUCUGGAAUUGUAUGACACCUGGAAUCAAACAUUUGGUUGUGGAAGAUGAGGAAAAUUCAAUUUGAUCCAUAAACAUUUGUAUUUUUGAUAUUUUAAAAUUUCUAAACUGUUCUAAUAAAUGCGAAGAAAUUGA